CGACGCUGGACACGGUCAACAAUCUCGGGGUCCUGUACUACAGCCAAGGCAAGAUGGCGGAGGCGGAGGAGAUGUACUUGCGGGCGCUGCGCGGGUACGAGAAGCUGUCAUGGGUCUCGCCGGCUCGUAUAAAAUUCGUGAAACAGUCUUUAUCAUCUUUGCGCGAACGACCGAGCCGCUCUCACAACGAGCAAUCGAGCGAGAGCAUCCCACGCAAUGGCGACAACUAUGCGAUACUGUCGGCGACGCCUCUGAACACAGGGGUUGCAGAGAGUCCCACAGCACUUAGCAAGUUGAUGCGCAAGAUGUGGAAACGCUGGUAGCUUAGAUAACCUUAUGAAUUGAAGUUCUCUAUGUAGUACAUUCUGAUGUCAAUCUAAGAUAAUGUUCCUAUAUAAACUUGAAUUGAUCAUCCUUGUAUCGCGUUGUUAUCGUCUCCACGAGGACUGUCGGUGAUUGGACAAUCCACAAGAACUAACUGUACAGACGAAACAACUGGCGCUGUAGACCACAGUGGU
This is a messenger RNA of Dissoconium aciculare CBS 342.82, 518 nucleotides long. RefSeq lists its product as uncharacterized. Bases 54 to 323 code for a protein of 89 amino acids. Lineage: Eukaryota; Fungi; Ascomycota; Dothideomycetes; Mycosphaerellales; Dissoconiaceae. The record is from RefSeq and is a predicted model, not a curated record. The transcript has a single exon.